AUGCGUGCGGAUUUUCACCUCUUCGUCGCCGCGACUUCCUCUUCGUAUAUAGGCCGUGGCGCUUUGAGCGGAACUCUCCACAGUCGCCAAGUGCUCCAAGGCGCCGGGGGGUGGCCGAAGAGCAGACGCGCCGCGGGAAGCGCUCGCUUCCCACGAAGCCAGCUCCCGCCGCCUGGGUUGCAGAGGCAGUCCAGUGCGACGAGCCUUGGUCCUGGUCGGCUGGGUUGUUUCGCAGCAGAAAGGCCUUCUCUGCUACAUGGAAGCGACACUGUCACGCCGCGUGCCUCGAGCGCCACAGCCCGCAUCCAAUUUCGAGGCUGGGCCUGUGCGUCGGGAUCCUCCUCGGCUCCUGCGGAGGAGGCUCCCCCGGACUUCGAACGAAGACCGCGACUGCGUCCACAGUGCAGCCCGAAGGUCAGGUGGCUCGCGGAACAACUCGUGAGUCUGUCUCAGCUGGAAGCGGAUCAGGUUUGUUCUUCUCUGAAGGAGCGGAUGACGCCGCUCGCCAACAGACAGACUGGGGACCAGAAGGACUGGCAGCCACAAAUCCCUGGAAACUUCACAUUCUUUCCACAUCCCGUCGGCCUCUUUGCGGCAGCCACGGGUUCGGCUCGCGUCGUGGGUGUCGGGGCGCCGAACGUUCGUGCGCUGGCAGCGACAGUGAUCUGUGCGUCAGCACACGUAAGUCUCGUCCUCCUGGCGUUUGGGGUUUCAGGGUUAUAA
This is a messenger RNA of Besnoitia besnoiti, 723 nucleotides long. RefSeq lists its product as uncharacterized. NCBI's taxonomy places the organism in Eukaryota, Apicomplexa, Conoidasida, Eucoccidiorida, Sarcocystidae. The record is from RefSeq and is a predicted model, not a curated record. Bases 1 to 723 code for a protein of 240 amino acids. The transcript has a single exon.